Molecule: messenger RNA, 1895 nt
Organism: Osmerus eperlanus (European smelt)
Lineage: Eukaryota; Metazoa; Chordata; Actinopteri; Osmeriformes; Osmeridae
Gene: tmem51a
Product: transmembrane protein 51a
Exons: 3
Coding region: 313-1068 (251 amino acids)
Source: RefSeq, a predicted model, not a curated record
AAGCCCGAGAGCGGAAGGGUUAAACCUUAACUGGGAGUGUGUAUCGAUGUUGCAUUUUUCUGUAGCCCAUCCGUCGGGGAAAGUUCCUGCUUGAGAACUUUAACAUGCUUUAUGAUUAUAUUGUAGAUACGUGAUUUGUAUGCAGGGACAGCACAUAUUAUUAUACUUUAAUUUGCCGACCGGGUAUUGUCCAACUUUCAAGGGAAUCACCGUUUGGAAUGCAGUAACGCAAUCGUUUGAGUGAGUCAACAAUGUAAAGACGGAGCAACGCAGCUCGAACGCUAGACCGGCCUGACUUGGAGAGAAGUCAGAAUGCGCUCCACCGACAACCCACCCCCCACCGCCGCCAGCAGGCCCGUGAGCACCAGCCACAACAACAGCAACGGGAACUCCGGCUCCCAGUAUGCACUGUGUGCCCUGGGGGUGGGGCUUCUGGCCCUGGGCGUGGUGAUGAUCGUGUGGAGCGUGGUGCCUCCCGACCCGGCCUUGAACGGCAGCAGCGGCGCCAAGCCGGAAAACCGCAGCAAAGCGUCAACGGUGGCGUUCGUGCUGGUGGGGUCCGGGGUGGCCAUGUUGCUGCUGUCUCUGUGCCUGGGGAUGAGGAACAGGAAGAGGGAGCUGCAGGCGCUGCAGACGGCGCAGGAUGGGGCCGGGGCCGGAGGAGAGGCCGCUGGCGAGGACGGAGAGACUGCCGAGGAGAGAGCCCAGAGGUACAACGUCCCCAGUUAUGAGGAGGCGGUGGGCAGCGGCCAGUACCCUGUCCGCCAGAGCAACCUCCGUCACAGCGCCUCCCAGCUGCCCGCCUACGACGACCUGGACCAGGUGGACGCCGUCCAGUUUGAGACGGAGGGGACCGAGGGACCCCCGCCCGCCGCCGCCUCCGGUCCAGCAGCCGUCCCGGCCAAUCGGAAACCUGGAAAGAACAGCCGCAGGCUCCUCCCCCUCAAGAUUCGCCGGAUUAAAUCGGAAAAGAUGCAUAUGAAGGUGACGGAUGUUUCACCAGAAGGGGGCAGUAUCGAGCCGCUCACUCCCCCGCCUCAGUAUGAGGAUAAAAUUCCACCGCUCUGAGAGACGAGCGCCCUCCUUUGGCUGGCGUUCGGAAAUGCUACUGCUGGAAUCCUCUGUGGAUGUCCUCAUUGAGGGUCUAUGUGUCUCUACGCCAUGUAUGCCUAUUCUAAGUGUGGGCUUCCAAACUUCUGCUUUGACACUUGGCGCAAGCAGUUCGUCUGAAGGCUCUUUUUUAAAACCAUGUUUGUACAAUAUUGGAAACAAAUGAACACUUGUUCAGUGCAUUGGUUUUUUGGUGUCGGGAUUUGACUGGAUUUCGCUGUCAUCAUUUAUGUUGAUGGACUGGAAUUGCAUAGACUUAUGAAUCUCACAGAUUUUGGAGACUGCUGUGUAUGCCUGAACCAAAAUGCCACAGCUGCCUUUCUAGAUUACAAUACCUACCCUGUCCAUGUGUGUUCGUGUCUGUUGGGGCCAAUGGAGACGCUACAAAACUAAUAUUCCCAGUAGGGAAUCAAGUCAAAUCAACCAGAAUAUGCAGUUAUCCUUUUUGAAAUUGGUGCCUUUUAUAAAAUCAGUCUGCAUUCGUUGGUGUCUGAAUCAGUCUGUCUCAUUCAGCAUUUGUGGCCUUUAGUGGAAAAAAGUUGAGCGUGACUAAGGAAGAGAGAGGCGGCUUGUGAAUAUUUGGAAGGCUUGGUGCUGUAGUCAUGGUGAGGUGGGCAGAUUUUCCACGGGCCUUAGCAGUAGCAGCUCAUCUCGCUGGCUGGUCUAACUCCAUAGAGGGAGAGAGGGAGCCCUUGGCUGGGCUGACUUCAUAGAGGGAGAGAGGGAGCCCUUGGCUGGGCUGACUCCAUAGAGGGAGAGAGGGAGCCCUUGGCUGGGCUGACUUC